AUGUUUACCUGUGCGUUUUUGGUCGGCCUGCUCGUCCUGUACAUGAUCUGGGAUGUGAACUAUUUCCUCCGCUGUGUGGCCACGCUCGGUUACGGUAUGCUGUUCCAACGCAAACGUAAAGUUACCGACCAGACGGCCAUAUACGGGCUCUGCACAACCCAGGAUGUAGACAUCUUUAUCCGCCACAUGAACAACGCCCGAUACCUGCGGGAGCUAGACUUCGCUCGGUUCCACUUCUAUGGUCUGACCGGUAUUUACGGUAAAAUAAAGGCGAAGCGAGGCGGUGCAGUUCAGGGUGCAUCCAGCGUACGCUACCGACGGACAAUCCCCAUCUUUACCGCGUACAAAAUUACCACCAAGCUGGUUUGGUGGGACGAGAAAGCCAUCUACCUGGAGCAGCAGUUCGUAACGCUCGCCGACGGGUUUGUACGUGCCGUUGCCAUGUCCAAGCAGUGCAUCACCAACGUAGACGUACUGGAACUGAUGAAAGAAUUUCCCGGGGCAGAGCAGAGACCAGCGAUGCCGGACGAUCUCAAGCAGUGGCUCGAAUCAAUUGAAACAUCCAGCCAAAAACUGCGCAAGGAUAAGUAAUCCGACGCACCACUGACAAGCGCGACGAUGUAGUUUUAGUUCCUGUUCGCGGGCAUUCAUUCUGGGUUCAACGGGAGAGGGAUUUACUUGCCAUGCAAGACAACAGUACUGAUUACUGCUUACAUUCGAAUAAAAC
Molecule: messenger RNA, 727 nt
Organism: Anopheles nili
Lineage: Eukaryota; Metazoa; Arthropoda; Insecta; Diptera; Culicidae
Product: protein THEM6
Exons: 1
Coding region: 1-591 (196 amino acids)
Source: RefSeq, a predicted model, not a curated record